UGAUUGUGAUUUCUGUCGACGGCCAUCGGGAUACCGACCUGCGGUGAUCCAACACCCGGCGCUUCUCCUUUUUGCACCGCCUGCCAUGUCUCGUCGCUUGAAGUACUCUGGCCUUCUGCGCCUUUGCUCCCUUUCACGGCAUUCCCAUACCGUUUUCCAUACUACUAUCCUCAUUCCAAUAAGACGAAAUGAAGGGAGGAGCCAGAGUAGUAGACCUAGAAGACCUGAAGCGGCGCGCUCGUCAGGCAAACGCACCACCAGCUCCUCUAACCGCUGAGGCUGUCAAGGAGAGCCUGAAACCAUCUGCAUAUGUAUCAUAUAAGUUUGCGAUACAGAAAUGGUCUAGCUUUUCUGAAGACUAUCUCGGGAAGCCGGUGGUUGACCAACGAUUUACGGAAGCACCGACAAUCCACGAGAUCAAGCUUUAUCUAGAAUGGCUUGCUCAAACGUGCACCGGUACAAUCGACGAAGCUAUUACUGACUCCACCGCUUUCAACCGAUUCAACAGUCUGAAGCGUGCAAUCAAUAUUCACACGGGCCACAAAUACACCAAGCAGGAGAAUGAGGCAGUGAGUACUUUCAUCCUCACAGACCUGGUUCGACGAGGUCUAGUGUCAACGUCCGCCCAUGCAAAACCAAUUGCUACAUAUCCAGUGGCCAAAGACAUCCUAUGGUUUCUCAUCGCUAGCGACGAGCACCAAACCCUUCAUUCUCGCACAAGGGUUCAGCUGGUUUUUCUUAUCCAGAUCAUGGCCUUCACAGGUGUCCGGCCAGGAGAAGUCAUCGAGUCAGACGCCUGGCCUAAUAGCAACGAAGGCUUGCUCUACAAGGAUAUUGACCUCGUUUAUUCGCAAAACAAGGACAAUCCCGGUUGGCGCAUCAACGUUAGGCUUAGAAAUCGGAAAGGGCAUCGAGAAUACAAGAAACACGCACCUAUCAUCAUCUUAUGUGAACGUCCAAGGCAGCGAUGGAUGUGCCCCGUGACAUGGUUUUUGUCACUCGCUUUCGCAGAUAACGCAUUUUCAGACUUGGUGUCAUACGAUGAUCUCGAGAACGCAAAGCCCAUUGUAGGCAGUGAAUUUUACACGGCCAAGUACAAGCCUGGCGUUCGGGAGCGACCUGUUAUGCGAAAUGCGCUUCAGAAUGGAACCAUCUCCGAUACCAGGAUCUGGACCUACGAUAGUUUGAACAGCAUUCUGAAGAAUGUCGGUCAGAGAGCUGGCUAUCAAGAGAAGCUCAGUGCGUACUGCUUCAGGAGGGCUUUUGCACGUGCGGUAGAAAAGGUCGCUACAGCCUUGGAGAGAAGAACUUUGCUAUCACAUAAUAGCGAUAGUACAGGGCAAAGUUACGUCUCGGGAUUCGUUGGCAUUGACUGUCAAUCAAUAGUUCUAGGAGAAGAGCAGCGUCCCAAACUUUACGACGAGGCCAGCUCCAUGAUGGCAAAGCGGAACUUACUUGCGCCCCGUCCGUCGGGCUCCACGCUGACCGAACCACGGCGUGUAAUUGAUGUGACUAUGUCGUCGCUGUCCUCGGCACAGAUGUACCAGCUCAGACGGCGUGGAAGAGCGGAGGCUUACCAAAAAGACCGUGAAGCUUUUCUUGAGGGAACGGGCAGUCCAACAAGAGCAGGGGAAAUGAGACAGGCAACUUCUCUCAAACAAACACCUUCUCGCAAGCCGUCUCGUUAUUUGAAAGCAGUCCUGAAGUUCGAACUGGAGCGCAAAGCCAUCAUCGAUCUUAUGUUUAGCGAUGGCGAACUUCAUGACGAGCUUUCUUUCCAAACAAUCCUUGGACCCCUGAUUAAGCUAGCCAUGCCUCAGAAGAAGUGCUGGGCAUAUGUAACCGCAGAACCGACCAAUGACGGCCGCUGCAGAGUUUGCAGAACGGAUCAAAUGCAUGGCCAUUUGCUUCAAUGUGCACGCCAACGACGUAUCAAUGAAGAAAGAGAACGUAUGGCAGGCCAGUUUGCGCUGAGUCGUACGUGUCUUUGGAACGAUUGCGAUUACCGUUUCGAAGGUAAACCCUGCGAGAUGUAUGUGCGCCAUGUCGCACGCCACCUCGACCAAAUGAGAUCGCAUCAGUGCCUAUGGGCCGGCUGCUGCAAGAGUUUCGAAAGAAGCAGGGACCUUGCCCACCACAUUUCCAAGGAGCACCGCGUCCCCAACGAAUGGACGAUGCCCACAAGGAUGCAUUACUGUUAUGAGCAUGGCUUGUGGUGUCAGUCUGACGAGGUGUGGGAUGCGCACCUUCAGAAAGAACAUUUCGACGUCCUAGACAGAUUCUGCGGUCUUAUAAAGGAUGGCGGGGUGGUUGGGGUCGCUGCACACUGUUUGUGUUGCCUAGGGGCUGAUAAACCUCUACCGGUGCGCUUCGCCCAGUUCACCGACAUCGAUGUCCUGCACCGGCAUAUCAAGUCGCAUCUGGAGCGGUUUGGCGUCCCAAAUAUGUGCCCUCAUCCACUGUGCGAAGAUGCAUUGAACUCAGAGUCGGACUUCUGGAGUCACGCUAAUGUUAUACAUGGCGUCACACCAUUCGGGCCCCGAAGGACCAAGCGGAAAACGCCGGAUUCAGACAGUAGUGAAAUGGAUCAACGCCUGAACAAGCGUAGUGUCGUGGAGAUAGGCACAGUAACAGGACACAGCGACGAGGACGGGGCGACUUAGAGCGGGACGUUUCUAGCGUUUGGAGCUGAGCGUCCGCCCUGAGGUCCUCGCAGGAUAACAGGACGGCGGAAAAGCCUAACUGCUGACGACGACGACGUGGCUGGUGGCAUGCAGAACUGCAACGCCGCAUUACGACGACGGGGAGUAGUGCUGGGGUCUCGUACGACUUCAGCGCUUAGAGUGUGUACCGGUGGGGAGGUCUUGACGCGCGCUGGAAGGUGGUAUGUCGAUUCGCUGUAGCUGUAGUCAUACAAUAAAUGAGCUAUU
Cucurbitaria berberidis CBS 394.84 is the source of this 2930-nucleotide messenger RNA. RefSeq lists its product as uncharacterized. Lineage: Eukaryota; Fungi; Ascomycota; Dothideomycetes; Pleosporales; Cucurbitariaceae. Gene Ontology annotation, biological process: DNA recombination; DNA integration. Gene Ontology annotation, molecular function: DNA binding. The record is from RefSeq and is a predicted model, not a curated record. The coding region runs from base 189 to 2663 and encodes 824 amino acids. The transcript is spliced from 5 exons.